AUGGUUGAAACUGGAAAACAUAGAGUUUUUACAUUGGUAUAUUGGUUGAUUGAGUUAACAUUGGUUUUACCUGUUACGACUGCUUCUGUUAAAAGGAAGGUGAAGAAAGAAGCGAUUAAGAAUUCGGUGAGGGUUUCUGAUCUGCUAAUCGAUGCCGUCAAUGGAGGCGUCCAAGAAGCAUUCAUUUAUGAGAAGCGUAUCGAGCUCGAGACAAGGGCUUUAGCAGCAUCAGUUGUGCGGUUUGGGAAGCAGACCGAUCAGUGGCUUGCUGCUUCUCAUGGAAUCAACACGGACUUGAAGGAAAUUGGAGACUUUGAGAACUGGAUGAAGACGAUGGAAUAUGAUUGUAAGAGGAUCAGUGAUGCAAUAUGCAACAUCUACCAAGAGUAA
This is a messenger RNA of Impatiens glandulifera, 390 nucleotides long. RefSeq names its product biogenesis of lysosome-related organelles complex 1 subunit 1-like. NCBI's taxonomy places the organism in Eukaryota, Viridiplantae, Streptophyta, Magnoliopsida, Ericales, Balsaminaceae. The coding region runs from base 1 to 390 and encodes 129 amino acids. Gene Ontology annotation, cellular component: BLOC-1 complex. The transcript is spliced from 3 exons. The record is from RefSeq and is a predicted model, not a curated record. Gene Ontology annotation, biological process: endosomal transport.